Linum tenue is the source of this 474-nucleotide messenger RNA. The record is from the annotation of a GenBank genome assembly. Lineage: Eukaryota; Viridiplantae; Streptophyta; Magnoliopsida; Malpighiales; Linaceae.
AUGCCGGUCGGUGAGGUUACGAUCACUCUUGAGGACGUUGCCACACUGAGCGGUUUACCGAUCGACGGUGAGGCCGUCAUAGUAGACGUACCAGAUCGUGAGUGGUCGGAGACGUGUACCAAACUGUUAGGACAUGCUCCUAACGAUCUUAGCGGGGGUGUCAUUAGGCUUAGUUGGCUUAGGGAGCAUUUCAACAAUCUGCCGCCAAAUGCAUCAGCAGAGAUUACAGGGCAGUUUGCACGAGCGUAUGCCCUAUCUUUGAUUGGGUCUAUGUUGUUCCCCGAUCGGACGGGAGCUACAGUUCACCUGCAGUAUCUACUCCUGUUGGAGAAUUGGCGGACCGCAGGAGGCUACGCUUGGGGAGCAGCUGUUCUAGCCUACCUUCCGAGCAGUGGUUCCACUGAUCUGUUUUUCAAUAGUGAUGUGGCACCAUCCAGAUCGGGUACUCCGACAGUUUGGCAUGAUGCAGAAUGA